Molecule: messenger RNA, 3637 nt
Organism: Salarias fasciatus (jewelled blenny)
Lineage: Eukaryota; Metazoa; Chordata; Actinopteri; Blenniiformes; Blenniidae
Gene: ttk
Product: ttk protein kinase
Exons: 25
Coding region: 97-3126 (1009 amino acids)
Biological process (GO): mitotic spindle assembly checkpoint signaling; chromosome segregation; meiotic spindle assembly checkpoint signaling
Cellular component (GO): kinetochore; nucleus
Molecular function (GO): protein serine/threonine kinase activity; ATP binding; protein serine/threonine/tyrosine kinase activity
Source: RefSeq, a predicted model, not a curated record
GGCACAUUUGAAAAGUGGCAGUUGAAGUGGAGUUGUGUUUUUCUCACUGAAAGACUAUCCUUUUUCACAUCGGAGAUCUAUAACAACAUAAACACGAUGGAGGAAGAGGAACACACAGACAGGAUGCAGCAACUGGCCAUGCUUCAUCAAAAACUCAACAAAAUAAAGAAGUAUCUGAACGAGGAUGACACAGACAGUUUUAACCAGGUCAUUGGAUCCAACUCGCCUGAAUCAUGCCUUUCCUAUCUGAUGGAUCUGGAGAAGAAGGAGGACCCUCACUUGGAUCCUAAACACCUCACCAGACUCAUUGACUUUUACACAAAAGUGUUCUUCAGUAUGCCACUGGAAAGACACUGUGAGAAUGAGAGCUAUGCACGGAUGUUGGUCAGAUUUGCAGAGCUGAAAGCAAUUCAAGAUGUCGAUAAUGCAGCGGAGAACUUCAAAGUGGCAACAUCUCAUUGCCACAACUUUGCGUUUGUCCACAUUGCACACGCGCAGUUUGAACAUUCUCAGGGUAACACAAAGAUCGGCAUUCAGAUAUUACAGGAUGGUAUUGAAGUUGGAGCCAAACCAAAGGAGCUGCUGGAGGCCACUUUGCAGAGCAUGCAGACAAAAAAAACACACGUUUAUUCAGAGGAUAAGGAAAAUGUACCACUCUUACCAAGCAGUACUGUGCACAGUUCAGUCAAGAAAAGUUCAGAAUUCCAAAAAGGAAGCAGAAUAUCGGAUGGGACAGGUGACCUGCAGCUCUCCAGUAUUUUCAGUUCAGGGAUGGAGUCUUUUGGAGGAUCAUCAGACGAUCAACUGCCAGGCUGGCGGUCCGGAUCUCAGCGGAAGAGAGCCGUUGGCAUGCCGCUCAGAGUUCCUGUGGUACCUUUCUCGAUCCCAGAGACGGAUAACGUGAAUGAUUAUGUAAACCCGAAGCCCUCCAAAAGAAGCGACGGGUCGUAUCCAACCAGCGUGUCCAGACAAACAUCUGGUUCAAAUAUGAACUCAGUGUUCAGGUUCUCGUCCACUAAGAAAAGUACUGCAGAAGUGGACUUGUCUCAUUUCCAACCUCCUGCUGUCAGUCCAGAGGUUUGCAGGAAGGACGACCAGGCCGCUGCAGACUCCACCACUUCACUCCUUCACUCACACAACGCAAAGGACGGCAUGAGAAUGGAAGAUGUAACUUACAAUUUUAAUCAAGUCCUCAACUCUAAUUCUCCGGAGUCGUGUUGGGCGUACCUGGUGAACCUGGAGAAACGAGGCAACCCGCACACAAACGUCAACCUCCUCAACCAGCUGAAGCGAUGCUACUCUAAAGUCUUCUCCAGGAUGCCAGUCAGGCACUACAGCAACAACCCCAGCUACGCACAGAUCCUGGUCAGAUAUGCAGAGCUGGCGGGAAUUGAAGACCCGGAAGAAGCAGAGGACUCUUUCAUUAUGGCUCGAUCAACCUGCAAGACCUUUGCUUUUGUGCACAUCGCACAUGCCCAGUUUGAAGUCAGUCAAGGUAAUCUGAGCAAAGCGGCCUUGAUUCUGCAAAAAGCAGUAGCCCGCCAGGCCAGGCCGGCGGAGCUCCUGGACACCGCCAUGCGGAACCUCAAAGCUGGGGAGAAGCAGCUCCUGCCCACCAAGGAGGAGGACCCGUCCACAGAUUUGCCACCAGCUGCUCCUGUGAGUGUGUCUGCCUGUGUGGGGAACCAGGAGAUGCAGCUCCCCGCUCGCGUCCCCGUGCGCCGCUCAGCCGAACAGCCCAAACCUGCAGGCAAGGAGCCCUUAGCAGAGUGGAAGAUCCCAGCUGCUGUCAGCCGCCAUGUUUCUCCUGAGGAUAAACGGAUAACUCCUCCUUAUCCCAAACCGGUCCCGCUUGUGUCCGAGCCUGUUCCGCCUCAGUCCCACCCUCCUCCCUCCAGAGUGAACCCACAGAGCUUCUGCCAGACCCCCAAAAACUACAGAAACCCUCCUGUCAACAGUUUAAUCACUCCGGUUGUAAAGACAGUUGCUGAGUUGCCGUCCUCGGAAGCGUCGGCACAUCGGAGCGGUCGACCCCUCCAGCAGCAGCAGCCGUGCACGCCUUUGAACCAGUCGGUCUGUUUCCGGACUCCACAGCCUUCCUUCACUGCAUUGUCCAAUGAAUCCAUCACCAUCAAGGGGAAGCAGUUUUUCAUCCUUAAAAUGAUCGGGCGUGGUGGAUCCAGCAAGGUCUACCAGGUCCUCGAUCACAAGAAGCAGCUGUUUGCAGUGAAAUACGUGGACCUGGAGGAGGCCGACGCCCAGACGGUGGAGAGCUACAAAAACGAAAUUGAACAUCUAAACCACCUGCAGCAGUACAGCGAUCAAAUUAUAAAACUCUAUGACUAUGAAAUAACAAACAGCUACAUCUACAUGCUGAUGGAGUGCGGGAACCUGGAUCUGAACACUUGGCUGCGAAACCGUAAAACUGUCAAUCCCCUGGAGAGGAAGUUCUACUGGAAGAACAUGCUGGAGGCCGUCCACACCAUCCACAAACACGGAAUUGUCCACAGUGACCUAAAGCCGGCCAACUUCGUCAUUGUGAACGCGUCUCUGAAGCUGAUCGACUUUGGCAUCGCCAACCGGAUCCAGCCGGACGUCACCAGCAUCAUGAAGGAUUCACAGGUGGGAACUCUGAACUACAUGCCCCCCGAAGCCAUCAAAGACACCUCGUCCCAGGCAGGAAAAGCCCGCUCGAAGAUCAGCCCCAAAGGCGACGUGUGGUCCCUCGGCUGCAUCCUGUACUGCAUGACGUACGGGAAGACGCCGUUCCAGAGCAUCACCAGCCAGAUCACCAAGCUUCACGCCAUUAUCGACGCCUCCCACAGGAUCGAGUUCCCCGACAUCUCGGAGAAGGAUCUGCUGGAUGUGCUGAAGAGGUGCUUGGUACGAAACCCCAGAGAGAGGAUCUCUAUUGCAGAGCUGCUGGAGCAUCCGUACCUGCAGCUGAAGCCACCUGCCUCACCUGAGCCAGAGCGUCCAUCCAACACUGAUCUCAAGAAAAUCCUGACUGACCUGGCAGCCCUCCAGUCCCCCAACAGCAUCAUCCGAGCUGCUAACAAUUUGGCCAAAAUGUGCAGCAGCGGGAAAAGGCUGGACGUUGCAGAGUGUGCAAAGUCAUCGUCUUAAAUUCCUCUGAAAAUACAGCAUAAAUGUUUCUGUUUUUUUUUUUUCCCACUCCGCCUUGUACCGUUUAGCCCUCUCUUAACCACUGAAAUACACUUUUGUAAGAUGUUGAAGCUAGCAAGUCUUUAUUUGUUGUUGCGUUAAAACAAAAUUAAGUCAUUAUACUACAUCUGUUUUAUUACAUUGUGAAAAUAAAUGAAAACUCUGACAUGAUAGCAUAGCAAAAUAAGCCUGUUUGGAUUGUUCACUGUUGAUGUAUGAGAAGCACUCCUGAAAUAGUUUUUAUGGAGAAAAUUUUUGAGUCUAGAACAGAUUUGUGUACUUUAACUAUUUUAUAAGAAUGUUUUAUUUCAUUUCUCAUUAAAACCCAUCUUGGUCAGUAGUGACCACCUUAUUGGAAAGAAUUUUCCUUUGUGGAAUAAAUGACAGAGAUGAGAAGCAUAUAUUUGGUGUUCACAAAAAAAAAAAAAAAACAACCCAAAAAUCUGAUGUCUGCAACGAAAGUGUGUCACUA